Molecule: messenger RNA, 422 nt
Organism: Amoebophrya sp. A120
Lineage: Eukaryota; Dinophyceae; Syndiniales; Amoebophryaceae
Source: the annotation of a GenBank genome assembly
AAAAGCUGCCCCCAGCUGCACCAGCGACCACGAUGGCCAUCCAAAGCCAAAGCCAAACAGGCGACGCGGCUCCCGCAAUAAAGCCAAGUCGCAACAACAAGCAGGGCCUGUACCUCGGUGUCAUUUUUCCCUGCGUAAGCAACAUCUUGGGUGUAAUUCUGUUUCUACGGUUGCCCUGGUUGAUGGGCAAGGCGGGCACCUGGAUGGGCACCUUGAUGGUGGUUUUCUCGUUGUUGGUCACGGGCAUAACGGCGUCCUCUUUGGCAGCUGUGGCGACCAACGGAAAGAUUCAGGGCGGCGGCGCGUACUUCCUAAUUUCGCGCUCCAUGGGUCCGGCCAUCGGGGCGGCCGUGGGACUGUGCUUUUUCUUGGCCAACAGCAUCGGGGCGGCGAUGUACUUCCUGGGAACGGUCGAGGCUUGG